Molecule: messenger RNA, 1092 nt
Organism: Suillus subaureus
Lineage: Eukaryota; Fungi; Basidiomycota; Agaricomycetes; Boletales; Suillaceae
Exons: 4
Coding region: 1-1092 (363 amino acids)
Molecular function (GO): oxidoreductase activity
Source: RefSeq, a predicted model, not a curated record
AUGCCCCCAAGUGAUCCCUUCAAGGCUGAUCAGGUGAUCCAAGACGUUGGUAACUCAAACCCAUACAUUGCUGUAGGUGUGAAGGCAAUCAUGGAUGAUGUCAUUGGUCCCUUUGCAACACGCCUACUUGAUGAUUUGAAGACUGGAGGGUCAGAAGGUUGGAAAUAUAUGAUGAACUUUGACCACUACUCAACUUGUGCUUAUAUGCAGCUCAAGUACAUACCAAGCCCAAGCCUUGGUCUACCCAACAAGUCUCUCUUGACAGAUGUUGUUAACUGGUGUGAGACUUUUGAUAAGUCCACUGGCUGGUAUGAUCACGCUUUCUCUGAGACCAUCUUAGAGGCUGUUGCUUUCGGUUGGCAUCCUGGACCUAACCCACCUCCCAUGCAAUGGUUUUGCAUUGAGAAUAACAAAGACAUUAUCACAUACAACUCCAGAGUGAUGGCCAUUGGAGUUAAGGAGGAUAACUCUGGCAUGGAUGUCAUUACAAACAACAAGGAUCGUCACGAAUUCUCGCAUAUUGGAAUGCAGUUCAGAACUGUGUGGUGGACAACUGGGAUGGAUUUAAGUGGAAAUCCUCUGAAUAUAGUUGGAGGACAGAUGUACACUGAUAGACCUUUGCACACUGUUGUUUAUCCUUCCUUUGGAAGCAUCCAGGCUGGGAUGAUGACCACACUUAUUGCCAGCUACUGCUGGACAGAGGAUGCUACUAGGCUGGGUGCAUUGAUAGGCAAAGACAAUGCAAUGCUGGUGCAGCUUGUGUUGAAGGAGCUGGCAGACCUGCACAACAUUGAUAUAACAUAUCUGCAUAACCAGCUGAUUGAAUGCAAGGGAUGGAGUUGGUCCCAUGAUCCAUAUAUGAUGGGUGUCUUUGCUUUCUUUGGACCUGGAAAGUUCGGAAAUCUUUACACAAGCCUCAACAAUCCUGCUGUGGGAGGUUAUCUUUAUUUCGCUGGCGAAGCCAUCAGUGUACAGCAUGCUUGGGUGGAGGGUGCAUUGGAUAGCGCUUGGAGAGCCGUCCAUGAAAUGCUUGUUUUCCCCUCUUUUCAAUCCUACCGAGACAAGUUCUUUGAGAAUUGGAGUAAAUCCUGA